Priceomyces carsonii is the source of this 2244-nucleotide messenger RNA. It is a transcript of the gene GYP7, whose product is annotated as Gyp7p. The coding region runs from base 1 to 2244 and encodes 747 amino acids. The transcript has a single exon. The record is from RefSeq and is a predicted model, not a curated record. Gene Ontology annotation, molecular function: GTPase activator activity. NCBI's taxonomy places the organism in Eukaryota, Fungi, Ascomycota, Pichiomycetes, Serinales, Debaryomycetaceae. Gene Ontology annotation, biological process: activation of GTPase activity.
AUGGUGCCAUCUAAAGGAUUAUCUAGUAAUGAGGUAGUGUUGCUUUUUGUGAAAGCGAACGUAUACCUCCACCCUACAACCUCAAAGAAGGACAACGUACCCGGUUACUUAACCUUAUCAAAGGGACCUCAAUCAGCUAACACAGACAUAUUACUCUCGUUCACUCCUGAGACUCAAUUGUCCAAAAAAGAUGCGAGCAUCUACGAAAGGGCGAACCAGGAGGGUUGUGAUCCGGAUCUAAAGACCAAGUCUGGAGAUCACUCGAGGGCCUCGAAACAGUUGAUAGUUUCGAAGCCUCCAAUUUCUGAGUUGUCUGGUUAUUCAUUUAGUACUCCCUUGUCUUUCAUAUACUCGAUACAAGUGAGAAUGCCUUCGUUAGGGUUCUGGUUUGGGUCUUUCGUCAUAUAUACGAAAAACGGAGAAAAGUUGCCAAUCGUGUUCUUCCAUGAUGACCUUCAGUCUACUAGCAAGAAUCAAGACGUCAAUUCUUUUCUUGAAGGGUUCGAAGAUUCUGGUGGUUUGCUGUGGGGAGGUAAGCAAUUCAUGGAUGCACUUGGCAAAGUCAUAAAUGUAGAGAAAUCAGAAUUGGAACCUUCUGUAUACUUGAUAAACCCUGAUUCUACAGAUCUUAGAAACUUUGCUCCAUAUAAGAAACCGGGCUCUCAGCAGAAUCAAUCGAAACAAGAUCCGUUUAAAAUGCCGGACAUCAACAAAUUUAUUUCGACGGCAAAGUGGAAGGUUUUGGAGACCGUUGCGACUCUCACGGCAAAGGGUAAGAGCCUGGUCUUGGAUAUAGUAGAAGAACAUGCGCCUACACCUGUUAAGCAUGUUUUGAAACUUCCUGAAGUGCAUAAAGUGGGAAAUGAUUUUGAUAGUGCUAGAGUUUAUUUGGCAAAAUGGGCUCAACAAGUUAAACAAGAAGCUGAAAUGUAUCAAAACAAAUAUAUGCUAGAUGAAGGGAUAUAUAAUAGUAUUAACAAGGAAUUGGGUUCAAGUGAAUACUUGACAGAAGAGGAAGUUAAUAGCACUUCAAGAAGAAAAGAGAUCAGCAAAAGUGAAUGGGAAUCGUUUUUUGAUUAUAGUGGAAGAUUAUGCAUUACUGUACAUGAAGUUAAAAAUAGGAUUUUUCAUGGUGGGUUAGAAGAUUCAAUCAGAGGGGAGGCCUGGCUAUUUCUCUUGAAUUUGUAUCCUUGGGAUUCUUCUAGGGAAGAAAGAGAGGCCCUCAAAAGCAGUUAUGAAACAUCAUACGAAGAAUACAAAUUAAAAUGGGUUAACGAUGAUGAUAAAAGAAAUACAGAAUAUUGGAAAGAUCAGAAGCAUAGAAUCGAAAAGGAUAUACACCGUACAGAUCGACAAUUACCUAUUUUCAGAAGCAAGAAAAGUUCAGAUUCGUCUACUUCUUCAGCUUCACCAGAGACUGGUAGAGAAUCUUCUCCAGAAACUCCAGAUGAGGACGCCGUGGAGGAGGAGGAUAACGAUGAUGAAUUUAAUUUGGCUAACAUAAGAAAUCCCCACUUGUUCAUAAUGAGAGAGAUUUUGCUUACCUACAACGAAUAUAAUGUCAAUUUAGGAUAUGUUCAAGGUAUGACUGAUUUGCUUUCUCCUAUCUAUGUCAAAAUUCGAAGCGAGGCCCUAACAUUUUGGGCGUUUUCUAAAUUCAUGGAGAGAAUGGAAAGAAAUUUUGUCAGAGAUCAGUCGGGAAUGAGGAUACAAAUGACAACUUUGAAUCGCUUGCUACAGUUUAUGUUACCUAAUUUAUAUAAGCACUUGGAAAAAUGUGAAGCAAUUGACCUAUUUUUCUUCUUUCGGAUGCUCUUGGUAUGGUUCAAACGAGAAUUGGAUUGGAAUGAUGUAUUAAGAUUAUGGGAAAUUUUAUGGACUGACUACUAUACCAGCCAGUUUCAUCUCUUUUUUGCACUUGCUGUAUUGAGUGACAACGAACGUAUCAUUGUCCAAAAUUUAAAGCAAUUUGAUGAAGUUUUGAAAUACAUGAAUGAUCUAUCAAUGAAAUUGCAGUUAGAUCCUUUACUUAUAAGAAGUGAAUUACUUUUCUUAAAAUUUAGCAGAAUGAUCGAUAUUAUUGACAGGGAUAACGGCAUGAAACGUUUAGAGGGUGACCCAUACGGUUCGAAUGAUUCUACGGAGGGCGUGGUUGAAAUAGGGGAUGAGCUAAGACAGUUAUUGAGUAAGGACAUUAUAAUACAGAAAGAAGUCGAAAGGAGUGAUGACUUUGGGGGUGGUUAA